GUUCCCUGCUCUAUUAGACUAAGUCCACGAUACGUGGCAUGUUGAAUUAUAAUAGCACACUCAGAUUUCAACAAACACUAGCAAGUUAGCAACAUUUCAUAAACACAAACAUAUCCAAUAGUAGCCUGCAAUUAGAUAUUCGAAACUUAAUGAUUAUGGGAAGCACACGGCGGUUGGCUUGGUGGCUCCACCUGAUAUUGGCGGCAGCCGCGAUCUCCGCGGCACCGCAGACGAAUCUCAUCACAAAAGGGUGCAGCCAAUAUAAUGCUUCCAACGAGAGUGUUUUUUUUAACAACCUUAACGCCACCUUCUCGGAUCUCCGAAGCCAGCUGUCGGGUGGCAGGCGGUUUGGAACCGCCGAGCGCGAGGAGUCUCCUGACUCGAUUUAUUGUAUGGCCCAGUGCAGAAGCUAUAUGACAGUACCGGACUGCUUGGCUUGCUAUGACUUUGCUGUCUCUCAGAUUCGGAACUGCUCCACUGUUGGAGCUCGCCUUGUGUACGACGGUUGUUUCCUCAGGUACGAGAGCUACAACUUCUACGAGCAGACGAUAGAGAACACUAUAAUGUGCGGAGACAGAAGCGCACUGCAGGAGAAGGCAUUCACUGCCGCAGCACAGAAGCUAUUAACCGAUCUCGCAAUCGCGACGCCAAGAGCUAGCGCCUAUUCCACAGUCAGCAAGAGGGAGGUGUCUGACGACGGCCUCACCAUAUACGCAGCCGCGCAAUGUGCUGAAACAGUCACGCAAAGCGGGUGCCAGGGCUGCUUGAAUGCAGCAUACGAGAGCAUCAACAACUGCUUCCCGGCUGCUGAAGCAAGGCUUGCUGAUGCUGCCUGUUUCUUGAGAUAUUCCGACGCGCCCUUCUUCUCGGAUAAUCAGACAACUGAUAUCACCCCUUUAUUAGACGUAGGAGGGAAGUCCAGCAACGGAAAAGUUGUUGUAGGGGGAGUGGUUGGUGGUGUUGGUGGCCUUGUUAUAUUAGUUGGUUUUGUUGUAUGGUCUGCAAGUGCCAAAGCAGCUUGUGUUGUUCAUUUGCUGUCUAUUUUUCUUAUAGUUAGUAUGGGAAAUAAAAAGCAAUUUGUUUGUGUCAUUGUAGGUAAUAUUUUGGGAGCAACUGAGUUGCAAAGGCCAAAUGUGUACAGCUAUAAAGAGUUGAAAGCCGCAACCGACAAUUUUAGCGAUGAAAAAAAACUAGGGGAAGGCAGCUUUGGUGUUGUAUACAAGGCCAGCUUAAGAAAUGGGAACGUGGUGGCGGUGAAGAGGCUGGAUAUAAGUUACAGCAGAGCAAAGGCAGAUUUCGAGAGUGAAGGAAGACUGAUCAGCAAUGUUCAUCACCGCAAUCUUGUACGUCUCUUGGGAUGUUGUAGCAACGGAUCGCAACUGCUUCUCAUCUACGAGUACAUGGAAAACGGAAGCCUCGACACGUUCUUAUACGGUGAGAAGCGGGGAUCGUUGAGCUGGAAACAACGAUUCGAUAUGAUAUAUGGAAUAGCAAGGGGCAUCGCAUAUUUGCACGAGAAUUACCACGUUACUAUAAUACAUCGAGACAUCAAGCCCAGCAACAUUUUAGUGGACAGUGAAUUUGAAGCGAAGAUUGCUGAUUUUGGAUUGGCAAGGCUUCUACCGGAGAAUCUGAGCCAUGUCAUCACUAAAUUCGCGGGCACAUUGGGAUACACAGCACCGGAAUACGCGGUGCAUGGACAUUUAUCAGAGAAAGUCGACAUCUACAGCUUUGGAGUUGUAGUCCUCGAAAUCAUCAGUGGCCAAAGAUGCAGUGAUCUCCACACCAAUUCCAAUUCCAAUUCCAAUUCCAAUUCCAAUUCCAAUUCUAAUCCAACCUAUCUCCUAGAUGAGGCGUGGAAUCUAUACGAGUGUGGGAUGCAUCAGAAACUAGCGGACGGCAUGUUGGAUUCGAAGGAAUAUAGAGUGGAUGAAUUGAAGAAAAUGGUUGAAAUUGGUUUGAUUUGCACACAGUCGCCACCAUCUUCGAGGCCAAGCAUGUCCGAAAUUCUUGCAAUGAUGUUAAGCGAUGGUAAAGAGGAGAUGAGACUUCCACGUAGGCCUAAUUCCAUUAUUGAGGGACCAAAUGCUUCACUCUCAUCUGCCUCUAAUGCCACUCUAUCCUUCACCAACUUCACUGCCCGCUAGAUUUCUAAUUCCUCUAUUACCAAUACUGCACUCUAUUUCUCUACUUUUAAUAUAUAUAUAUAUAUAUAUAUAUAUAUAUAUAUCUAUUUCUCUACUAUCUCAUAAUAUAAGGAAUAUUUCUAAGUGAUAUGAAUAUCAGGAAGUGGAAUGCACUAUGCAUAAUCAUUUCUAAAAA
This is a messenger RNA of Salvia splendens (bonfire salvia), 2322 nucleotides long. Its product is annotated as cysteine-rich receptor-like protein kinase 2. The record is from RefSeq and is a predicted model, not a curated record. The transcript has 6 exons. NCBI's taxonomy places the organism in Eukaryota, Viridiplantae, Streptophyta, Magnoliopsida, Lamiales, Lamiaceae. Gene Ontology annotation, molecular function: ATP binding; protein kinase activity. The coding region runs from base 150 to 2147 and encodes 665 amino acids. Gene Ontology annotation, biological process: protein phosphorylation.